AUGUCAGUGUGUGCUUUCAUCCGUGUUGGUGUUUGUUUCAGUUCUCUGCUUCGUCUGAACAUCAGCCUCCGCAGAAACAAAAGCAUCAACAAAACGACGACCAGGCCGACGCCGGCAGAGGCUCUGAGGGCGACACACUGCACCAAUCAGAAUGCAGAUGUCUCUGAGGAGCCCAUGUUCGUACAGACAGCGCCACCUGCUCUUCCCAGGUCAGAGGGCGGAGUCAGCCAGAAAAACAGCAGUGCACCAUGGGAAAGCAACGGGGCUUCAGGUGGGCUGUUCAACCCCCCCUUCCGUCCUAACCCCAGCAGAGCAGAGGCGGUUGGAGGCCGUCCCCACAGGAGGAGCAGAAGUCUGGAUGGGGAUCGACCAAUCAGACAGCAGAAGAGGAGGUCUCGUUCCCAUGACAACACCAGCAGUGAAUCUGAGAAGACUGCAUGUAACAGCGAGAGACGCAGAAGAACGAAGAACCGAGGUUGUCAUGGCGACCAAACACCUGAGUCCACCUGCCGCCGCCGCCGCCAUAGAUCACGGAGUCCAGAUGCUGUUGUAUGGAAACACAUCCAGAAACAGCUAGUGGAGCCCGACAGUUUGAUUGACAGACAGACAGAGGAAAUACCUUAUAAGGAAGUGAGAGUCCAGGGGCAGCCAAUCAGACCACGGCGCUCUCCCAGGGGGCGGCGUCAUCAUCGGUGGGCGUCGGCUACAGACCUGCAUUUAAAGACGGAGCUGGUCCCGCCUCUUCCUGUUACCACGGCAGCCAACACUUCCUGUGGAUUACCCACAAGUCCAUGAGGCUGUUCCCACAAUGCAAGUUUGACUGUUUAACAUGAUGUAAAAAUUAAGUCAGGUAUUUAAGGCUCAGCACGAAACUUUCUGCUGCUCAAAUAUUCAUCUUCAGUCAGAGUUUGUAUCAGCUGAUUUAGGUCAUGUGACUUUAAUAGAUCAUGUGACCUGAACUGAUAAUUUACAGAGGUGGUCACAUGUCAUCCAGUUUUCAUGGAACUGUUGUUUACUUUAGUAUUUAUUUUUCAUUUUUGUUUUAGUCACUACUUUUCACACAUUUGUUUUUUACAUUUUUA
Molecule: messenger RNA, 1082 nt
Organism: Sphaeramia orbicularis (orbiculate cardinalfish)
Lineage: Eukaryota; Metazoa; Chordata; Actinopteri; Kurtiformes; Apogonidae
Product: band 4.1-like protein 4A
Exons: 11
Coding region: 1-795 (264 amino acids)
Source: RefSeq, a predicted model, not a curated record